Messenger RNA from Sipha flava (yellow sugarcane aphid), 1246 nucleotides. RefSeq names its product S-adenosylmethionine sensor upstream of mTORC1 (gene Samtor). The coding region runs from base 342 to 1235 and encodes 297 amino acids. The transcript is spliced from 3 exons. NCBI's taxonomy places the organism in Eukaryota, Metazoa, Arthropoda, Insecta, Hemiptera, Aphididae. The record is from RefSeq and is a predicted model, not a curated record. Gene Ontology annotation, biological process: negative regulation of TORC1 signaling.
AUAAUCAAUGUUUUAAAUUAUGUGUCUAUUGUUUUAUUUUAUUUCUGUUACAUAAAAUAAAUAAUUUUUUUAAUUGAAUUUAAACAUUAUGUGUUUAUCUGGUAGUAAAGUUAUUGACGAAUGAUAAAUAUGUUUUCUUUCAUAUUUUGAUGUUCCUAUCCCGAUAUCACACUAUAACCACAUAGUUUAUGUAACAUAAUUUAUAAAUAUGUCAAAUGUGUUAAAUAUUUUUUAGAAUUAACAAGAAAGGAAAAAAAUAUUCUUGUAAACCAGCAGACGAUGAACAUCUACAACAUGCUGAAUUUAUUAAAAAAUGUCAUUUAAAAUUGAGAAUAAAUUCAAUGGAUAUUGGUGCAGAUGAAGCAUGGACAAAUCACUGUUUAGACGAGUCACUUUUAAAAAAUUAUUCUCAAAGCAUGCAUAAACUGGCAUCACAAUUUUGGGAUGCAAACAACAAAAAUGAUCCUUCAAGUUGUAGAAUAUCAUGGAUUACUUACAACGUUUUAAAAUAUUUCCAAGAAGAUUAUUUUCAUGAAGUAGUUCGAGAAAAAUCUUUAGCUGAAAAGUUUAUUGUGAAUUGGGUUGAUAAUAAUGUAAUCUGCAUGCCAGAAAAACCUUUUUAUCUUCUUGAUGUUGGAAGUUGUUAUAAUCCUUUUCAAAAGUAUUUACCUUUUAAAGUAUUGCCUAUAGACAUAGCACCAGCAACUGAAAAUGUUAUAAAAUGUGAUUUCCUUUUAGUACCAUUAGACACUAAGUUAAACAUUUUUAAAAAUGUUUGUCAAACUUUACCAUUAUCUAGCUUUGAUAUAGUUGUAUUUUCAUUAUUUCUUGAAUAUUUUCCAUCACCACUACAAAGGUACAAAUGUUGUGAAAAAGCUUAUAAAGUUUUAAGACCUGGUGGUUUAUUAGUUAUUAUAACACCAGAUUCAAACCAUGCUUCUUCCAACUCGAUGUUAAUGAAAAAUUGGAAGAUAUCGUUAAGUAGUUUAGGAUUUUGGCGUAUUAAAUAUGUAAAGCUAACCCAUUUACAUUGUAUGGUAUUUAGAAAAUGUUUUCUAGAACAGAUUCCUAAAAGUUGGUUGCAUUCUUUAAAUAUUACAAAUAAUGUUAAAGAUUUAAUAACCAUUCCACAAGAUUCUAGAAAUUAUAAUAAAAUAGAUAAGACUCCAAAAAUGUUAGAAAAGCGUGAUGAUUACAUGGUUGCUAACUUAUUUUCAGAGUUAACUAAUAUAUAAUAUUGUUAAGA